UAAUUGCGCGAAAAGCAACGAAAUGACAGAGCGAGUCAGAAUGGCUGAGAAUGGCGCACAGUUGGUAAGCAGACUUGAGGGGCGACCGUCAUUGAGGGACAUUGAACCCAAUAUAUUCCCUGUCGACUGCGGUCCACGUCAAGGUGACGUUGUGGAGUUUCAUGGCAUGGAGGGCGCAGGUAAGACAGAAACCUUGUACCACCUGAUCAUCCGCUGCAUCAUGCCAGUGCAGAAUGGAGGUCUGGAGGUCGGGGUGGUCUUCAUUGACACGGACUACCACUUUGACAUGCUGCGCUUAGUGAGCGCUCUGGAGGGACGUUUGGCCGAAGACUUAAAGGAGAGUGACAGCUCUGAAAAUGAACCAGAGGAGAGGGUACGUUCAUGUCUGCGCAGGCUGUCUGUAGUGCACUGCAACAGCUCAGUUCAGCUCCUCUUAACCCUGCACUACCUCGAAAACACUUUCUCCAGCCAGCCCUCCGUCGGCCUGCUGGUCAUCGACAGCAUCUCUGCGUUCUACUGGGUGGACAGAUUCAGUGGCGGCGAGAGCACUGUUUGUCAGGAGGCUAACCUAAGAAAGUGUACCGAGUUGCUGGACAGACUCCGCAGAAACUACGGCAUCGUGGUUUUCGCCACCACUCAUGCCAUCAUGAGGAACUAUGGAUCUGACCCAGGGGUGUCAGAUGUGCCCUGCUCUUCAUCAUUAUCAUCAUCUCACAGGUGGAGGUCAGCUGAAAGCGCUACAGACUUUGACAAGCCCUACUUGUGCAGAGCAUGGCAGAGAAUAGUAACUCACAGGAUGCUGUUCACUAAAAGUCCUGUGUCAAAUGACCACAAACUGGUUUUCUCCACAGCAUGCACCAGCAUAAUGACCAAAGGUGUCAAAAGAUGCUCAUUUCAUGUCAUGGAAGAUGGUAUUAAAUUUAUAUGUGACAAGUGAGCAUGUACUGAAACUCUCAGCACAGGACACUUGCACUUUUGGGUUGUCACAAUUAUGAGGGCUACUUAGCGAAAGAAAAUUGUCCUAAAAAUGUCCACUUAUUUUCUGUCAGUGUGUUUAAUGAUCAGUGCAAUCUUUUCUAAACUACUAUCAAAGACAUGAUUUGUAUGGACCGUUAAUACAGAAAACUACUUUGAUUUAUGGUUUAGUUGUUAGAUUAAUGGCUAAUGAAGACCUUACUGUACCUUAUUUGGAAAAAAAUAAAACAUACAUUUUUGCCAUUCA
Rhinichthys klamathensis goyatoka is the source of this 1222-nucleotide messenger RNA. It is a transcript of the gene xrcc2, whose product is annotated as X-ray repair complementing defective repair in Chinese hamster cells 2. Gene Ontology annotation, molecular function: ATP binding; ATP-dependent DNA damage sensor activity; four-way junction DNA binding. Lineage: Eukaryota; Metazoa; Chordata; Actinopteri; Cypriniformes; Leuciscidae. The coding region runs from base 23 to 937 and encodes 304 amino acids. The transcript has 3 exons. Gene Ontology annotation, biological process: double-strand break repair via homologous recombination; DNA strand invasion. Gene Ontology annotation, cellular component: replication fork; Rad51B-Rad51C-Rad51D-XRCC2 complex; centrosome. The record is from RefSeq and is a predicted model, not a curated record.